Messenger RNA from Nematocida parisii ERTm1, 2579 nucleotides. RefSeq lists its product as uncharacterized. Lineage: Eukaryota; Fungi; Microsporidia. The transcript has a single exon. Bases 1 to 2259 code for a protein of 752 amino acids. The record is from RefSeq and is a predicted model, not a curated record.
AUGUCAGAAAUAAUGUGCAAAGCACUCGAUGGAUACAUUAAGUAUUGGAAGAACAGUAAAAAAACAGAUAUUUGGAAUAAUAUUCAAAGUAUGCCAUUAAGCAUUUUAGGAAUGAAAACUUUAUUUGACCAUAUGCUAUGUAGGAAAGACAUAACGGAUAGCAUACAAUACAAUUCCCUAUACUAUAAAGGAUUUCUAAAGGACAUAGUCAAUUAUAUUAAGGUAUAUGGACCAAUCAUAUAUAUGCAUAAAGAUGUAUAUGUUAAGGACUAUUCUAACAUAAAAAAAGAAACUCUUGGUGAUAUAUUAAGUAACAAAGAAGUAAAUAUAUAUUACUGCUGCUGUGGUAUAGGCAGCCAGAUGAGCACAGAGGGAAAAAAAGAAGAAGAAAAAGAAAAGGAAAUUAGGAAAAAUUUAAAUGCAAUUCUUUACAUGCCAGAAGUGUAUGAAGACUUCUAUAAUUUGCCGCAGAGUAUAGUUAAUGAGUUCUUCCGGCUCUUUAAAAAAGAAUUAAAUAAAAUUAAAGGUAAAAAUUGUCUUCUAGUAGACAAUGAAGACUUUUCUAAUAUAGAUAUACUAAACCUAGAAGCAAUUAUAAUAUAUCUUUUAGGCACGGUGCAAAAAAACAAAGUAAUAGCAAAGCAAGCAUAUAAGAAAAUUAUUGCUAAUAAUGAAGGUAUAAGUGAUUAUGACGCAGUGAAGAUAUAUAAGCUAGUUUACAUGAAUGUUCAGCUAUUCUAUAAGUAUUUCUGGAGUAUAUACAAACUAGAUUUAAAAAAAAGCGAUAGAAUUCAAGAUAGAGGUGCAUGCUUAUUUGAGUCUAUGACUACUUACAAGGAAUAUAAUAAAAUACUAGGCAGUUCCGCUGUUGCAACACAAAAGUAUUUAAAAUCUGUUCAGGCAUUAAAGGAAAUAUGUAAAAUAGAAAAUGGGCAUUCUAUCCAAAUGAUUUAUAAGAUGUGCAAUGGUAAAUUAGCUGUUAAUAGAGAAUAUGUGGUGCUAAGUAUUAAAGACCACUAUCACAUACAGUUUGUAGAUAAUGAACGGCAUACAGUUGAGAUGAUUCAUCUUCCAGUAUAUACUUAUAUAGACAAAAGUGGCAUAACUAUAAAGUGUCAGUUUCACACUAUUAAGGAUAUAGUAAAUCAUUUAAAAGAUGUAUUUAAAAUAGGAGAAAAUAAUAGAGAUGAUGUAAAUAAAGAAAAUGUACACCCGUUUAAGUACAAUAGAAAGGACUGUACGUGGUCUUUGAUAACAGAAAACUCUGAUUUAGAUAGAACUGUGCAGAUAAUAGAAGAAGAGAACUGUAAUGUAGUUUUCUACUACAUAAAAGAAAAUAUAUACUUAGAAGAAUUCUGCUUUGCUCAGUUCAUUUAUCCGGAUCACAUACAAGAUGAAGUUAAAGAUGAUAACAUCAACAAGCCAAGAAUACCUUUAUUUUUGACCAAGUUUAUAGGUACUGGUUAUACAAUUGGCCCCUAUGACAAGAAUAAAAUUAAAUAUGAAACAUCUAAGAUAAAAGAGUAUAAAAACUUAAUGCCAACUAGCUACAUACAAGAAUAUCCCAAUGAAUCAGAUACUAAUCUAUUAGUAGGCAAUGAUGAAGAAAAAAUACUAAAUUUUGCUAUUAAACACUAUUAUAGCGAUUUCUUUAUACAAUAUUCUACAGACCUAUAUGAAGACUUAUACUGCUAUAGUAUGAGUGUUAAGCAAGAAAUUAAUGAACAAUACGACUGUACAGUUAUAUCUUGGAAUACAAGAAUGUACAACAGUGUAUAUGAGUAUACAACAUACAGUUUUGAUAGUGAUAUAAAAGAUGAAAGAACCUAUAUGAGUGCUAUUAAUCAGCCGGCUCACGCCUCUUUCAUUGAUAUGCUACAACGAAAAAAUCCUUCUACCAACAUGGCAAUGUACGGCCACUGUUUCUAUAAAAAUAGUACUGAUAUUAACUACAAAAAUAAUCCUCUGUUCUGUCUUACCAUGAAAGAGUUACUAGAAAGAACAAAUUCCUAUUCAUUCGAUCCAAAUAAAACAGAUACAGAAGUGAAAGACUCUAUACAUGCAACAGCAAUAAAUCCAGAAAAAACCAGCACAGAAUUUAACCCAAAAGAUAUUUCUGAAAUGAUUCAAGGCACAAAACUUAAAGAAAUUAAAGAAAGCAAAGAAGGACUCAUAUCUAUAAGAGACAAUAAUCAUAAUGGCUGUAAAUACGGCAUUCACCACGAUAUUUUUAAUGCCUUAAACUAUCCAGGAUUAUAAUUAUUAGCACAUUUUUGUUCUUCUUAAUGAUACAUAAUAAGAGUGUGGUGACACCGCCACUCAAGCGCGCAGGCCCGAGGCCGAUUCCCCAAUGCGUCUCCGCGCGCGGUGAUACUGCCUCAACAAAAGACCAGAAUCUAAGAAUCACUGAUCAACUUAGGACUAUAUAAGUAGCACGCACUCAACAAAGAAUGGGCAAACUAAUAGAAGAACCACGGGAAACAUUUACCAAAAAGCUCAGCGCCAAUAGCGCCACAAGGACUCCGCGUCCGCACACAUCCCAAUAUUCUAAUAAUCAUAAUAAAGGGCAUCCCUCAAUA